Durotheca rogersii is the source of this 1276-nucleotide messenger RNA. RefSeq lists its product as uncharacterized. NCBI's taxonomy places the organism in Eukaryota, Fungi, Ascomycota, Sordariomycetes, Xylariales, Xylariaceae. The record is from RefSeq and is a predicted model, not a curated record. The transcript has 2 exons. Bases 80 to 946 code for a protein of 288 amino acids. Gene Ontology annotation, molecular function: zinc ion binding; nucleic acid binding.
GAGAAUCGUAUCAAUUGAAUCCGAGCCCGGAUCGGACUCUUUGGAAGCUAUCCGAGCAAGCUAGCCGCAGCUCAACACCAUGGCGACACCGACAACACCACCGACGGGCCCCAAGGCCAUGUCUUCGAGACUGCUAACCAUGAAGUUCAUGCAGAGGGCCGCCGCAUUGUCCUCUGCGCCAACAAACGCGCAGCCGACACUGGAGCAAGCCUCGAAGCGACGCAAGCUGGAUCAGAAAUACACGCGACGAAGUAACGCAGAUUCGCUCGUACAGAUAGACCAGGAUGCCAUUAAGGCCGCCCUCGCCGAAGAGGAGAGAAAGCGCCAGGAGGCAUUGCUGAAGCACGCGGCCGAACACGGAGAUGCGCACUGGAUACUCGACAUACUAGACAAAGGCCCAGCCUCCAAACCCGACUCCCACCAGACACCCCUAAAUCUAGUUCAAGUCGGCUUCGCUCAGAUUGAUUCCGCCGAUACCACAGGUUCUGAUGCCGAGUUGACCGAUGUCGAAGACGAUAGCGCGCCGGUCGUGAAGCGCUACAAUAUGGGCAAUCGCCAGGCUACGAAGAACAGCACCCCGAAGUAUAGCGACUCUGAUAGUGACGAUUCUCACGUAGGUCCAGAUUAUGCCGCGCCUAUGUUCAAUGCAGAAUCGGGACAAGAGCCAGCGAAGCAUAGGCCAGAGACGAGACCCGAGAUUGGGUCCGGUCCUGCUCGGGCGGCGUCGCGAAGUAAGCAGGGUAUGGAGCGGGCCCGAGCUGUGCAGUUCGCCGAGAAGCGCAGAAAGAAGGAGGUCAAGUUGAAUGAUCCUAAGGCCUCUCACUCUGGCGGUCUGCUGUCUAUCUCUUCGGGUGGCGCCGCGCAUCGACAACCUACAGCACUCACAUGCCAUCGAUGUGGACGGCCUGGCCACAAACAGGCCGAAUGCAAGAACCCCCAACGCUGAAUUAGACGUGAUGAGUUGUCAAUUGCGAGCCGUGCUUUACAGCGGAACAUGCGCUGCAACUUCAUUGCCGAGUGCGAGUGUGUUCAUAGGAUUCAGGCAAGUACAUGACAGGAGAUGAGGGCCACGGUUGAUACGAUUGGCAUUUCACGCGAACCUAUGACACGCUUCGACGCCGCCUGGGGGGGGAGGGGCCAUUUACCCAAAAUGUAGCUCAUGUGCCGAAUGGGCGGGCACACCAGAGAAUUGGCCAAAAAGAAUACCGGCCGAUGGGUUCAUUCCGACUGCACCACACGCUGGAGAUGUCCGUCUACCCUUACAUAGGUAUAUGCA